Molecule: messenger RNA, 1216 nt
Organism: Neocloeon triangulifer
Lineage: Eukaryota; Metazoa; Arthropoda; Insecta; Ephemeroptera; Baetidae
Product: leucine-rich repeat-containing protein 57-like
Exons: 3
Coding region: 139-855 (238 amino acids)
Molecular function (GO): protein binding
Source: RefSeq, a predicted model, not a curated record
UUGUAAAUAAUGAUAAACUUUGGUUGGUACCUUUGACAAUCAGCAGCUUUUGACAGAAAAGGCAAAACCAAGGCAAAACAUUGACAAAUUUUUAAGUAAAUAUCCUCACUAUUAACCAUAUUUGCCACCAUUGCGAGGAUGGGGAACGCUUACAUGAAGCAGCACCUGGAGACCGCCACAAAAACAGGCGUGCUUCGGAUCUCCUUCCAAAAACUGAAUGAAGUUCCCGAGGCCCUGACGCAACUAGAGGCCAACCUUCGGACGCUGGACAUGUCGGACAACAAGUUCGUCACGCUGCCGUCUUGGAUGGGCAACUUCAAAAUGCUCAAGCAGUUGUCAAUCAACAACAACAGGCUGACCGCCCUCCCUGAAGAAAUCGGACGUCUCGUCAAACUGGACGCCCUGUCCUUGCACAACAACCGAAUCGCCACCCUGCCAGCCUCGAUCUCCGCCCUGAGCAACCUGAAGAGCAUCGACCUGAGCGGCAACAAGCUGACUGCGUUCCCUGCCGUUUUCAACGGCCUAAAGAAGCUCGCUUCGAUAGACUUGUCCAAAAACCAAAUCACCGAAGUUCCCGAGGAGGCCGUCAAAGAUCUGCACGUCGUCGAACUCAACCUCAACCAGAACCAGGUGGCGAUUGUAACUCCGAAGCUGGGCGAGUGCCCAAAACUGAGGACUUUGAGGUUAGAAGAGAACUGCCUUCAAAUUCCGGCCGUCAUUCCGCUCUUGAGAGACUCGUCAAUAUCUUUGUUAGCCCUCGAGGGGAAUUUGUUUGACAUGAAGGCCUUGGCGCACGCAGACGGCUACGAACAGUAUAUGGACAGGUUCACAGCGGUCAAGAAGAAAUUGUACUAAAUUCUUUUUCUUUAAAAAAUCCGUCUUUGAUGUUCACGCUGGAAAUAUUUCACGCUAUUUUGAGUCACCAUAAUUCAUUGUCAUUUUCACCAAAGUGCAGUUUAGCCUAAAUUUUGAUGCAGUCGGCAGAAUACUUCUUGUUGGUGUGUUUCAGCCUCCCUGGAUUAUUGCUUAUGUGAAAAAAGAAAAAAUUGUUAAGAGACAAAAAAGUGUUCCCUUGGAAAAAAUUUCAGAGUUAUACGAAAGUUUGGAUUAAAUACUUCAAAACACAAUCCUCUUAUUGUGAUAUCGAAUCCGUAUUUCUACGUGUUGUAAUGUAUUAAACGGUAUUCAUGAAAAUAUUAUUGUAAAAAUAAAAACG